AUGGCGGUAUCACGAAGAGAUAUAUUUGUGGGUAAAAAUGAGAGCAUUUCGCCGAAUUCAGUGAUUAAGCGCCGCAGCCCAGACUCUGAUGAAGAAGGUCAAAUUCGAACACCCCUAAUAAAGCCAAAGAAUGUUGAUCGUAUCUUCCCAAUGAAAAGACUUUCAAUGACAUUGCUCAGUAUAUUUUCCGGAAUUUGUUGCUGCUUUUUUCUUCUUGUCCUGACAAUAUCUGCACUUCUCUCAUAUUUCUAUCGUAUUCAUAUCAAAAGGGAGCAUAAGUACACCGCGUCCGUCAAGCCGGCUUAUCCGAUGGGAAAGCCUAAGAAAAGUAUUGAUUUGAGAUAUUAUGCACAAUUGCUGGGCUUAGAACUAUCUACACACAAAGUUAUUACUCAGGAUGGAUUUGUUAUAGACAUAAAGCAUCUCACAGACCCUAAAAGAACAGAACCUACCAUAAGGCCUGUCUUAAUGCUUCAUGGACUUCUUCAAUCAUCUGGUGCCUUUUUAACCGGAGGAUAUAAAAGUUUGGCAUAUAUGCUAGUGAAAAAUGGCUAUGAUGUAUGGCUUGGAAAUAAUAGAUGUGGUUUUAAUCCCCAGCACAUUGAGUAUGAUCCGUCCGAUUACCGCAUGUGGGAUUGGGAUCUUACUGAAAUGUGCAGAUAUGAUUUGACUGCGAUGAUAGAUCAAAUUUUCAAAAUUACAGGAUUCUCCGGGAAAUUAUCACUAGUUGGUCACUCACAGGGAACAUCGCAAAUUGUGAUGUUUCUAUCCAACAGCAUGGGUAUUAAUUAUGCUGACAAAAUUGAAAACUGUACACUUUUAGCCCCUGCGAUAUUUGGGGGUCCAAUGUUGAACCAGAAGCUAUUCAUUAAAUUCAUGAGAUUUCUUCCAGACCCCAUGUUUGAUCUAUUUUUUGGCAGGCGUGCAUUUAUUCCCAUUCUGAUUUCCCUUCGGAAUAUGAUGUAUAAAUCGCGUAUGUAUGGUUUGGCCUCAUACUCUAUGUUCAGUUACUUGUUUGAUUCGAAUGAUUAUAAGUGGGACGUUUCUUUGAGGGACAUACAUUUUCUAUUCUCACCUGUUUACCAAUCCACAAAAUUAAUGAAAUGGUGGCUUAAGGGACACGGAUUCAAGAUGGGCCGACCUAUAAUGUCUACUGAUAGUUCUUGGUUUAGGGGUGAUACCCCGCGUAUGCUAUUGAUCAUAGGUGGAGCUGAUACUCUUGUGGAUGGUAAGAUGUUUUAUGAUUAUGCGCUUAAUAAGGAACCAUUCAUGAAGGAUAAAGUUGAAUCUCUUUUUGUCGAAGGCUACAACCAUCUUGACGUUCUGUGGUCAGAUGAUAUACAAGAUACAGUUGGAAAAAGAAUGUUGAAAUUUUUAGAUGGAGAAUAA
This is a messenger RNA of Brettanomyces bruxellensis, 1389 nucleotides long. RefSeq lists its product as uncharacterized. NCBI's taxonomy places the organism in Eukaryota, Fungi, Ascomycota, Pichiomycetes, Pichiales, Pichiaceae. The transcript has a single exon. Gene Ontology annotation, biological process: lipid metabolic process. The record is from RefSeq and is a predicted model, not a curated record. The coding region runs from base 1 to 1389 and encodes 462 amino acids.